Messenger RNA from Saccharomycodes ludwigii, 1710 nucleotides. It is a transcript of the gene HOM3, whose product is annotated as aspartate kinase. The transcript has a single exon. Gene Ontology annotation, biological process: amino acid biosynthetic process. Gene Ontology annotation, molecular function: aspartate kinase activity. The record is from RefSeq and is a predicted model, not a curated record. Lineage: Eukaryota; Fungi; Ascomycota; Saccharomycetes; Saccharomycodales; Saccharomycodaceae. Bases 1 to 1710 code for a protein of 569 amino acids.
AUGACAUUUGUUGAAAGUAAUUGGAUAGUACAAAAAUUUGGUGGGACCUCUGUGGGUAAAUUCCCAGAACAAAUAGUCAACGAAAUUAUUAAAGUGUAUACUACAAAGUACGACAAGGAUGUAGCUGUUGUAUGUUCUGCAAGAUCAAGUUAUACUAAAGCAGAGGGGACCACUUCGAGAUUAUUAAAAGCAGGCGAGUUAGCAUCACAAGCGCAUGCCUCCAUCGAGGAAGAGGAAGCUGCAGUUGAGGAAGAUUAUGCAUUAAUUUCUCGUAAUUUAGAUAGUGAAGAGGAUAUACGUGAAGAGGCUAAGAACGUUAAACACAUUAGGAAUUUACUAGAAUUAGUAAGGAAAGAUCAUGUGGAAAAUGCCAAAUUAAAGAUCAAAAACAAUGAAAUACAAGAACAAUUGAUUCAAGAUACCAAUAAGGAAUUAGACUUGGUUGAAAAAUAUGUCAAUGCUUCACAAAUUUUAGGUGAAGUCAGUUCAAGAACUAUGGACUUAAUCAUGUCUUGCGGUGAAAAACUAAGUUGUUUAUUCAUGGCCGCUUUGUGCAAUGAUAACAAUGUUCCAGCUAGGUAUAUCGAUCUAAGUCACAUUAUCCCAAGCGAUUAUGAUCUGAAGGGGAACACUGCAUUGGACAAUAGCUUUUAUACAUUUUUAACAGUUGCUCUAAGAGAAAAAAUGUCACCAAUUGUAAAUGGCAAUCAUCGUGUUGUUCCAAUUAUUACUGGGUAUUUUGGCCAAGUACCAUUAGGGUUACUAAAUAGUGUUGGUAGAGGAUAUACUGACCUAUGUGCCGCUUUAAUUGCAGUUGCAAUUGAUGCAGAUGAAUUACAAGUUUGGAAGGAAGUUGAUGGUAUUUUUACUGCAGAUCCAAGAAAAGUUCCCGAAGCUAGGUUGUUAAGCAUGGUUACUCCAGAUGAAGCUGCUGAAUUGACUUAUUAUGGGAGUGAAGUUAUUCACCCAUUUACUAUGGAGCAAGUCAUUCGAGCUAAAAUUCCAAUUAGAAUCAAAAAUGUUUCCAAUCCAACUGGUGAUGGUACCAUUAUUUACCCUGAUAAUGUUGGGAAAAAGGGCGAGGCUACUCCACCCCAUCCACCCGCAUUACUUUCUUCUUCCUUUUAUGAAACUCAAACCAAAAAGACAAGAAGAGCUACUGCCAUUACUUCCAAAAAUGAUAUUGUUGUAUUAAAUAUACAUUCUAACAAGAAGACUUUAAGUCACGGGUUUUUGGCUCAAAUUUUUUCUAUCUUGGAUAAUUACAAGUUGGUGGUUGACUUGAUUUCCACUUCUGAAGUUCAUGUUUCCAUGGCUUUACCUGUUCCGGAUUCGACUAGUUCGAAAAACCUAAAGACCGCUGUUGCAGAAUUGAAAAAGCUGGGGAGUGUUGACGUUUUGAAAAACAUGAGCAUCAUUUCUCUUGUUGGUAAGCAAAUGAAACAAUUUAUUGGCAUUGCCGGGACUAUGUUUACCACUUUGGCUGAAAGUGGAAUAAAUAUUGAAAUGAUUUCUCAAGGUUCAAACGAAAUUAAUAUUAGCUGUGUUAUUGAAAAAUGCGAUAGCAUUAAAGCUUUACGAGCUAUUCAUAAUAAACUGCUAAGCGAUAAUCGUAACUACAAUACUAAUGACCAGAGUGCGAUUAAUAAUGGUAUUGAGGUAAAUGCUGUCAACGAAAAGCUUGAACAAAUAAAAAAUUUAAGAAUCUAA